Messenger RNA from Cercopithifilaria johnstoni, 639 nucleotides. The record is from the annotation of a GenBank genome assembly. NCBI's taxonomy places the organism in Eukaryota, Metazoa, Nematoda, Chromadorea, Rhabditida, Onchocercidae.
AUGUCUGAUGUAGAUUUGCAAGAAAGAUUAGCACGACAUCGUGGUUUCACAAUCAAAGCUCGUGAAGUGCUAUUAGAACCACCAGCGCCGUUUGCAGUUGUGACAGAUACCUCAGGAAAUUCAUCGGAUGAAUUCAGUAAUCCAAAAUUAGCUCAUCGUGGAUUUACGGCAAAAGCACGUGAAAUGCUUGUAGAAAGACAAACACAUGACAAUACACAUAGCUCAAAAUCAUUCUUUGAAGUAAUUCGACCGGAUUUCGAUAUAUGCCACAAUAAGCAACAAUCACAUUCAAAUCAUGCAAUCCUUGAUAAUUUACCUGUGCAACAGGCAAAUAUCGGAUACGAAAAGAAAGAGAUUUUAGUUCCACAUUCCAAAUUGUCACGAAUCAAAGCCCAUAAAUUGCUUGGUGAAACUGGGAAAACUCGAUCAGCUAACGAAAUUUUCUACGAUCAAUGUAUGAAACGAGUGCGAAAUCCAUCAUUACGCUGUGAUUUGCUAUCUGCAGGUUCUUCAAAUGGAAAUCUCGCUGUAGGAUGUCCAGAUUCACAACGAAGUGAUACUUCUGAAACAGCUAAAAUGAUCUAUACGACGUUUAGCGAGAUUCAACUAAAUGUCGACGAAAAAGAAGAAAAUCAGUAG